CUUCUGAAAACUUAGAUGUCCUUUCAUUUUUCUCAAGCCUUGGCCGGUGUUGAAGCCACCCAGGUGGCUCAGGAUGCAGUGCAGGGUCUGGAGGCCAGGUUGGCUGCGUUAAAAGAAGGGAUCGUAGACAUGCAUACAGCAGAAGGGGCAGUGGAGCGAGCCCAGGGCCUGUGUUUGGAAAUUGAACAAACACAACAAGCAACCGAUCCGGCUGAACUACAGAAAUGGAGCCAGCUCUCAUCAAGGGCUCGUGAGGAGCAUGGCAUGCUGCAGUGCAUUCUGGGAAGCAUGAAGGACAACCAGGUACGUUUAGAGCAAGUGGAGCGUUGGCUGGAUGCCGUGCAGGAGCUGUUGUCUAAGGACGCCUCCGGCCUGGGUGAUGCAGAGAAUCUGCAGGCAGAACUUAAUCAGUGCAAGGAGUAUGUGAGUGAGAUGGAGCAGAUGAAACGUUCACUAAUGCAGAUGGAAGAAAAUGUAAAGUCUGUGCAGGCAUCAGCAGUCCCAGGACUGGCCCUGUGGGGGCAGGAUAAGUUGGACCAGUGUGAAGGAAGAUGGACCAAACUUAGUCAAGAGCUCUUGAGACAUCAAGAAAAUGUGACUGAGAACCAAGAGAAGCAGAUGAAUCUGAAGAAAGACCUGGCAGAGAUGCAGGAAUGGAUGACCCAGGUCGACGAAGAGUUUCUAAUGAGAGACUUUGAGUAUAAAAGUCCUGAGGACCUGGAGACAUCGCUGGAGGAGAUGAAGAGGGCUAAAGAGGAUGUGCUACAGAAAGAAGUGAAAGUGAAGAUCCUGAAGGACAACAUCAACAUGUUGGUGUCCCAGACUGCCGGAGGUUCUGGACAGGAGCUCACCUCGGAGUUGGAUGGAGUUCUUGCCAACUACCAAAAGCUGUGUGACCGCCUCAAGAGCAAGUGUCACACACUGGAGGAGGUUUGGUCGUGUUGGAUGGAGCUUCUUCAGUACCUGGAGAUGGAGCAGAGCUGGCUCAACACUGUAGAGGAGAAACUGCAAGCUUCUGAGAACGUACUAGAGAGUACAGAGAUUGUUAACGAGGCUCUGGAGUCUUUGGAGGGCGUCCUUCGCCACCCCGGGGACAACCGGACGCAGAUCAGAGAGCUGGGUCAGACGUUGAUAGACGGAGGCAUACUUGAUGAACUCAUCAGUGAAAAACUCGAGGCCUUCAAUUCCCGCUACGAGCAGCUCAGCCAUCAGGCGGUGAACCGGCAGAUCGGCCUCGAGCAGCAGCUGCAGACACUAAAGGAGAACGAGGAGGUGCUCCAAGCGCUGCAGGAGUCCCUGAACCAGCUGGACCACACACUAACCUCUUACCUCACUGAUCGCAUAGACGCGUUCCAGCUCCCCCUGGAGGCACAGACCAUCGGUGCAGAGAUCGCUGCUCAUGAGGUCACAGUAGAGGAGAUGAAAAGAAGGAAUGUGACCAACUUGCCUCCUCCCACCGCUAAAGGCAAAGUGGCCCGUGGUGGGACCAUGCUGGAACAGCUACAGAGGAAGCUGAGGGAGAUCUCCACAAAGUAUCAGCUGUUCCAGAAGCCUGCCAACUUUGAGCAGCGCAUGCUGGACUGUAAACGGGUUCUGGAUGGUGCUAAGGCUGAGCUACAUGUUUUGGAGGUUAAAGAUGUGGAACCUGAGAUAAUCCAGUCCCACCUUAGUGGCUGCAUGAAAAUGUAUAAGUUGCUGAGUGAGGCGAAGCUGGAGGUGGAGACGGUGAUAAAAACAGGUCGCCAGAUUGUGCAAAAACAGCAGACUGAGAAUCCCAAAGCCAUGGAUGAACAGCUUACAGCUCUGAAACUUCUCUAUAAUGAACUGGGGGCUCAGGUAACUGAGGGCAAACAGGACCUGGAGAAAGCUCUGUCUCUGUCUCAGAGGUUCCAUAAAGAGACUGCUGCCCUGCAGGAAUGGCUGAGCACUAAUGAAGCUCAGCUCCAGCAGAAGAACAGCUGUGGAGACAUGCCAGCUGACAUCGAGGCUGAGAUUAGAUGGGCUAAUGGUCUGCUGAAGGAAUCAGAACGUCGAAAGGUGGAGCUUUCCAACCUGACGGAGGUCAGUGCGGGUCUGCAGACGCUGGUGGAGGGCAGCGAGGCUCAGCUGGAGGGCAAACUCUGCAGCCUUAACGAAUCCUGGGGGAAAGUUCACACCUGGACUGAAGAUUGGCUGAGCGCUGUUCUGAGUCACCAGAGUGAGGUGGAGAUAUUUGAUGAGAACUUGGCUCACAUCAGUACCUGGCUCUACCAGACCCAGAUCCACCUGGAUGAAGCCGAGCGGCUGCCUCCUGCUGAGAGGGAAAAAGAGUUCACGAGGAUGAUGGAGGAGUUGGAUAUGAUUGGUCGGCGCGUGGACAACGUCAGGGACCAAGCAAUCAUCCUGAUGACCAGCAGGGGCCCCGCCUGUCGAGAUGUAGUUGAGCCCAAGUUGGCAGAGCUGUACUGCAACUUUGACAAAGUUUCCCAGCACAUAAAGUCUGCCCAGGUCACUAACAGUCUGGAGAGCCAGGCUGAAAUAAGGCCUGAGCCUCCUGAGAUAAAGGACCUUCAGGUAGAGCUGGAGAACACGCUGAAGACUCUCCAUCAGCAGCAGCUCCCAGUAAACAUCCUCGAUGAUGACGAGAUGGAUGAGGAGAAGGCCAACGUUGAGGGUUUGCUGCAAAGAGGAGAAGAGCUGCUGCAGCAAACUUCAGACGAAACUCAGAGGGAGGAGCUGAGAGUCAUGCUGCUCAGGUUGCAGAGCCAAUAUUCUUCCUACAGGGGCAGAGUUAGGGAAGUCACAAUGUCUCAGAGCUCAUCAUCAGAGUCUGAGUUUGUUGAGCAGGGCCCGGCUGCAACAGGGCGCAGCAGCACACAGAUUCUCUCUCCUUCUGAUUACCUGUUGGAGAUCAACAAAGUUCUUCUCACUAUGGCCGACAAUGAGCUGCUCCUUAACUCCUCGGAGCUUAGCGGGGGGCUUUAUGAAGACUUUUCAAGCCAGGAGGACACUCUGAAGACUAUUAAAGAUAACCUGGAGCAUCUAAGCGAGCAGGUCACAGGAAUCCAUGAACGGCAGCCUGAAGCCAUGCGAGACGCAUCCCCUGAUGAAGUAAUUCAAAUAGGAGACAACCUUACACAGCUGAAUGCGGAGUGGGACCGACUCAAUCGCAUGUACAAUCAGCGCAAAGGGAGUUUUGACCGUGCCAUAGAGGAGUGGGGGCGGUUUCACUGUGACUUAAAGGAUCUGACACAAUGGUUGACUGAAGCUGAGACCCUGCUGUUAGAAAGCGUCGGCCCUGACGGACAGCUCGACCUCGGUUCUGCACGGCAACACCAGGAGGAGCUGGAAGAAGGACUUUCCAGUCAUCAGCCCAUCCUGGCUGGUUUGACUCGCACCGGGGAGAAGAUAAUUGGGCAGCUUUCAUCUCCUGAUGGGCCCCUACUUGAAGAGAAGUUAGAAACUCUGGUGCAACGUUGGAGAGCUGUCAACCGACAGGUCUUAGACAGACAGCGCAGGCUGACUGGGGGGGAUCCAGCCCUGUCAGACCUGGUGAGGAGAUGUGACAAUCUCGCUGUGUGGCUGGAUCAGGCAGAAAACGCUGUUGGCUCCCUGCCAGUGUCAGCCACUGAUGAAAACCUGAAGGAGCUGAAGGCCCUUGCUGUGGAAAUGGAUGCUCAGAAUGAGCGCCUUGGUUGGCUGAACAAACACGCUCCCCAGAUCUUGGCCAGUCCUGGUGUGAGCAUUCAAAGCAGAGACCAUCAUGUUGGAAAACUAAGAGCCAUCAAUCUCAAGUGGAGCAAGGUGACCCAUGAAUUGCUAGGUAAGGUGGGGGAGGUGGAGACAAACCUGCAGAGUCACACCCUCUUCCAGGACAGGAUGACCAAGCUGACCGACUGGGUCGACAUCACAAACCAGACGAUUGUUUCCAGAGGACUGAAUCCUGUCCAAGCCCAGAAUCUGGAGGCAUCUAUGAAAGACAGGAAGAAGGACCUGGAGGACUUGUUGGCUCAUUCUAUUGAGCUGCAGAAACAUCAACAGCUCUCGCCUCAGGAAAAGGGUAACGUAGAGCAGCUGGCUGCUGAUUGGAAAGCCCUGGAUGGCCACUUGAGGGAAUCGCUUCAGGUUCCCGUCUCGCCGUGGACACCGCAGCAACAUGUCGUCCUAGAUCAGCAACUUGUGUCAUCGGCCCCUUCGCCUGUUCCGAUGCCCGCCUUGCAAAGCGAGGAUUCCCACCAUUGGGCCCCAUAUUCUCCAGACACUGUGGCCCCCACUGAUUUGAAUAAAACUGCCACCGAGCUGGCUGACUGGCUAACGCUCAUCACUCAGAUGCUCAAGUCUAAUAUUGUGACUGUGGGGGACACAAAGGAGAUCAGGACGACCAUAGGACGCCUUCAGGUGACAAAAAGUGACUUAGAACAACGUCACUCCCAGCUGGAGGACAUCUUCACCUUGGCACAGAACAUCAAAAACAAAACCUCUAACGUCGAUGUCCGCACGUCCAUUUCUGAGAAAUUGGAGAAAGUGCGCAGCCAGUGGGACAGCACUCAGCACGGCGUCGAAACCCGACUCCAGCAGCUAGAAAACAUGACUGUCCACAGCAAUCAUUGGGAGGAAAACAGGAAAGAGGUGAAAGGUCUUAUUUCUCAAAAUGAAGGACGCUUCCACAGCCUUCUCCAGCGGGCCACAGAUCCCUUGACAAAACAGCUUGAGGACUCCAAGGAGUUUUUCCAAGCUCUGGGUCGAGACCAAGCAACAGUCGCAGCCUUCAAUGAGCUUUCCACUCACCUUUUACGAGAGUAUUCUUCUGAUGACACCAGGAGAAUCAAAGAGGUUACAGAGAAACAGAAUGCAGCCUGGAACAGUAUCACUCAGAGAGCAAGCGACCGUCGUGCUCAGUUGGACAGUGAGUUGAAGGAGGUCCAGGUGUCUCUAAAGGAGUUGGAGUCUUUCCUUAGGUGGCUCCAGGAGGCAGAGACUACAGUCACUGUCCUGGGCGACGCCUCACAGAGGGAAGAUGUAACCCAGGAUUCUGCUCAUGUAAAGGAGUUGAGGCGACAGCUGGAGGACAUCCAGGCAGAGAUUGACGCCCACAAUGACAUCUACAAGAGUGUCGACGGGAACAAAUCCAAGAUGGUUAAAGCUCUGGGCAACUCGGAUGAAGCCGUGUUCCUCCAACAUAGACUGGAUGACAUGAACCAACGCUGGAGUGACCUCAAGGCCAAAUCUGCCAACAUCCGGGCCCAUCUGGAGGCGAGUGCUGAGCGCUGGUCACGUCUUCUGGGACUCCUUGAAGAGCUGUGGCGAUGGAUCUGCAUGAAGGACGAGGAGCUGGCCAAGCAGAUGCCCGUUGGAGGAGAUGUGCCCACCUUGCUGCAGCAGCAGAACCACUGCACGGCUCUUUGCUCCGAGUUGAAGGAGCGUGAACAGUUGGUGAUCAGCACGUUGGACCAAGCCAGGAUGUUUCUUGCUGACCAACCCAUUGAGGGACCAGGAGAACCACGGAAAAACCUGCAGCCAAAGACUGCCGACCUCACCCCAGAGGAGAAGGCCCGAGGUCUGGCCCGGGCCAUCCGCAAGCAGACCGGUGAGGUGAGGGAGCGGUGGGAGCGUCUGAAGGGGCAUGUGGGAGGUUGGCAGACUCAGGUGGAGCAAACCUUGGAGCGCCUGCAGGACCUGCAGAGCUCCAUGGACCAGCUGGACCUGCAGCUGACCAGAGCAGAGGAGACCAAAGCUACCUGGCAGCCGGUGGGCGAUUUGCUUAUCGACUCUCUUCAGGACCACAUCGAUAAGACAUCAGCCUUCAGGGAGGAGAUCGCCCCCCUCCGUCAGGAUGUCCGGGUGGUCAACGAGCUUGCUGCUGAGCUUACACCGCUGGACAUUCAGCUGUCGUCUACUGCCUCCAGACAACUGGACCAACUCAACAUGAGAUGGAAGAUUCUGCAGGUAGCAGUGGAGGACAGACUGAAACUCCUUCAGGAAGCUCACAGAGACUUUGGCCCCUCCUCUCAGCAUUUCCUCUCCACAUCUGUACAGCUCCCCUGGCAACGUGCAGUGUCUCAGAACAAGGUUCCCUAUUACAUCAAUCACCAGACACAGACGACCUGCUGGGAUCAUCCAAAGAUGACAGAGCUCUAUCAGUCUCUAGCGGACUUAAAUAAUGUGAGAUUCUCGGCAUACCGGACAGCCAUGAAGAUUCGCAGACUACAAAAGGCCCUGUGCUUGGACUUGCUGGAUCUCAGUGUCGCCCAGAACACCUUUGAGCAACACAAACUCACCAACAACAGCCACCUGCUCUCCGUCCCGGAAGUCAUCAACUGCCUGACAUCCAUCUAUGAUGGCCUGGAGCAAGAGCACAAAGACCUGGUCAACGUGCCUCUCUGUGUUGAUAUGUGUCUCAACUGGCUGCUCAAUGUUUACGACACUGGUCGCAGUGGGAAGAUUCGCGUCCUCUCCAUGAAGAUUGGCUUGCUGUCUCUCUCCAAGGGGCACUUAGAGGAGAAGUAUAAAUAUCUCUUCAGCCAGGUGGCGUCGGCUGGUGACACGUGCGACCAGAGGCAGCUCGGUCUGCUGCUCCAUGAAGCCAUCCAGAUCCCCAGGCAACUGGGGGAGGUGGCCGCGUUUGGUGGCUCCAACAUUGAACCCAGCGUCCGCAGCUGUUUCCAGCAUGUGAACAACAAGGUGGAGCUGGAGCCUCGGCAGUUUGUGGACUGGAUGAGACUGGAGCCCCAGUCUAUGGUCUGGCUUCCUGUCCUGCACAGGGUUGCUGCUGCAGAGACGGCCAAACAUCAGGCCAAGUGUAACAUCUGCAAAGAGUGUCCUAUUGUUGGUUUCAGGUAUCGCAGUUUGAAGCAUUUCAAUUACGACGUGUGUCAGAGCUGCUUUUUCUCUGGGCGCACCGCCAAGGGCCACAAGCUCAACUACCCCAUGGUUGAAUACUGCACACCGACAACAUCAGGCGAAGACAUGAGAGAUUUCACCAAAGUGCUAAAGAACAAAUUCCGAUCGAAGAAGUACUUUGCCAAGCAUCCACGGCUGGGUUACCUACCAGUCCAGACGGUUUUAGAGGGAGACAACCUGGAGACUCCCGUCACUCUCAUCAGCAUGUGUCCGGAGCAGUAUGAGCUGUCCCAGACACCUCAGCUCUCUCAUGACGACACCCACUCCAGGAUAGAGCAGUAUGCCAGCAGGUUGGCUCAAAUGGAACGAUCCAAUGGCUCUCUCCCCACUGACAGCAGCUCAGCCACAGGAAGCAUGGAUGAUGAACAUGCAUUGAUCAUUCAGUACUGCCAGACUCUGGGCGGCGAAGGCUCCCCGUCCAGCCAGCCUCAGAGUCCUGCCCAGAUACUGCAGGCUGUUGAGAGGGAGGAGAGAGGCGAGUUGGAGCAGACCAUCGCCCGUCUGGAGGAGGAACAGAGGACACUGCAGAGGGAGUAUGAGCAGCUGAAGGAACAACAUGGUGAUAGAGGCGCCUCUGCUGGAGCCCCCUGGGAGUCUGAGGGUCAGUCCUCUCAUCCAGACGAGGCCGAUCUUCUAGCUGAAGCCAAGCUGCUUCGACAACACAAAGGCCGGCUGGAGGCACGCAUGCACCUCCUGGAGGAUCACAACAGGCAGCUGGAGUCGCAGCUCCACCGUCUGCGACAGCUACUGCAUCAGCCGGAGGUGGACUCGAGGGUAAAUGGAGCAUCCUCUCCCACUGUGCAAGAAAGAGGACCACUUACAGAAAACUCAGAGGAGCUGCUUCCCUCCCACAACAGCAGCUCUGACCUGGCAGAUGUAAUGGAGCAGAUUAACAACUCCUUCCCUGCAUGCAGUCCCUCAAGCCUUUCCUCAAGACCACAGGUCAUGUGAGGACCAGUACCAUAAGAUGGAGUUUGUGUGUGUGCACACAUGAGACCAUUCCCAAACAAAAACAAUUCCCUACCCCUGAAUCCCAAAGACGCACAGAGGCAGACAACUGAACUAGUUUUACCAUCUUGUCUUGUACUAUGCAACUGUAGAUUGUACCUGAACUUGAUUGAACUUGUGUCAGUUUAUUUUUUUCCUCUUUAGAUUUCCAGAUGUACUGUAUAGUAAAAUAUGGUUUCUUGCAAAUGAUUGCUUUGGGAUUUGUGAUCAGUUUUUUGCCUUUACUGCGAAUAAAACUGUUACAUUUUCGUGUCAUUCCACUGCUGUGUAACAUCUAGCUCCUUUGUCUUUGUCCGUUAAAGUAGCUUUUAAGGGAGUGGGUGUAAUAAAAGAAGACACUUGACAGAUUACAGGAUCGUUUAGAAAUUAUAAAGUCACUUUUGAAAUCUGUCCUUAAGCAUGUUUGAUGUCAAGUUCCCCUUUAAAACGUGUUAAAAUGCCGGCAGACUUUGUCUCAACUUUACCCUUUCUGUGCCUAUAAGAGUUUGUCAUUCCACAUGUGGAAAACUGAGACAGCUGCUCUUAAAUUAUAAUGAUAUUGUGCAUAAAGAUUAAAUAAAUGCAGACUUUUAAUCUUGAUUUGUAAAAGGCCCAUCAUCGUUAUGUAGGGUGGAUUUUUUUUUUUUUUUGGAGAUAAAUGUUAAUAAAUCAGAGUAAAGCCAUGAUUGCCUUGCUACCUCAGACUCGUAGACACAGUUUUUUGUUUUUCUUUGUGGUCGUUUAAAGCAGUCGUGAUCUGUUUCAGUCAUGAACAACCUGGUUUAGUAUUCUAAGCUUUUGCUUACUGUAUUGGUGUACACUGCAAUGAGGAGUAACCAAGUUUUAAAAACAAAGUAAUCACUGUGGGUGUUUGACCUGCAGAAGCUUAGUUCCCAUGAUGAGCAUCAGUUGUUGGGUUUUCCUUGCUGCGUCAUGUUGUUGUGAUCUAUGCUGUUCUGUAAAACCUGUGAAACUGACCAACACUACUAUAACCUCCUCCAGCCGUCAACUAAUGUUAGUGAUUGUUUUAACGAUUCUAAUCAUGAUGAACUUUAUCACGGCAGAACUGUGUCGCUUCUCCUGAGGUAUGUAAAAUAGAUUGAACACACUACAUGUAAUAUGGCUACAUUGUUUUAUUCUAAAUAAAAGUUUUAUAUUAAA
Molecule: messenger RNA, 9027 nt
Organism: Cyprinodon tularosa
Lineage: Eukaryota; Metazoa; Chordata; Actinopteri; Cyprinodontiformes; Cyprinodontidae
Gene: utrn
Product: utrophin
Exons: 57
Coding region: 16-7830 (2604 amino acids)
Biological process (GO): synaptic signaling
Cellular component (GO): plasma membrane
Molecular function (GO): protein binding; zinc ion binding
Source: RefSeq, a predicted model, not a curated record